UACUUGGGGAGGGAGGCCGCGGCUGGUAGGCUGCCCCGCGCCCGCCUCUGCGUACGAGGCACACUGAUCCGAAUCCCAUUCGCGGUCGCACAGAAGCCCCGCCACCGGUAUUUCGCUUGCCUCUACGCUUCCGGGAAGGCGGUGUGCACGCGCCACUACACUCUCCGAGGGAGGAGGGCGGGACCCAGCCGCCACCGCGGGUGGAGGAGGGGCGACUGGCGCUGUGGCGAAACCCCGCCAUGGAGCCGAGCUUUGGGAUGGCGGGGCCCCGGCGACAAGGUCCCUUCUGAUUACGCCACACCAUGCCCCUCAGCCUCUUCCGGCGCCUUCUCCUUGCUGCCUUGAUGCUGGUGAUUAUUUGGACCCUUUUCGGGCCCUCAGGCAUCGGGGAGGAGCUACUGAGCCUCUCACUGGCCUCCCUGCUCCCGGCGCCGGCGUCCCCAGGGCCGCCCCUGGCCCUGCCCCGCCUCGUGAUCCCCAAUGAGGAGGCAUGUGGGGGUCCCGGCGCCCCACCCUUCCUGCUCAUACUGGUGUGCACGGCCCCAGAGAACCUGAACCAAAGAGACGCCAUUCGGGCUUCGUGGGGCGGGCUGCGCGAAGCCCGAGGGCUCAGGGUGCAGACACUCUUUCUGCUGGGAGAGCCAAGUUUGCGGCAUCCCACCAGGGAAUCCCACGAGAUCGACCUGGCACGAGAGGCAGCGACUCGGGGAGACAUCUUGCAGGCGGCUUUCCGGGACUCUUACCGGAACCUUACUCUCAAGACUCUCAUCGGGCUGAGUUGGGCAUACAAACAUUGUUCCAUGGCCCGCUACAUCCUCAAGACGGAUGAUGACGUGUUUGUCAACGUCCCUGAACUGGUAUCGGAGCUGGUUCGCCGAGGGGGCCGUUGGGAACAAUGGGAGAAAAGCAUGGAGCCUCCAAAAGAGAAUACGUUUGAAGAUGAAGAGUGGGAAGAAAGGUCCAUCUUCAGGGGCCAGCCAAUGCCUCUUUUGUACCUGGGCCGUGUGCACUGGCGGGUGCACCCCUCUCGGACACCAGGGAGCAAACACCAGGUAUCAGAGGAGCAGUGGCCUCCCACCUGGGGCCCCUUUCCACCCUAUGCCUCUGGCACAGGGUAUGUGCUGUCAGCUUCUGCCGUGCAGCUCAUCCUGAAAGUGGCCAGCCGGGCACCCCCUCUACCACUGGAAGAUGUCUUUGUGGGGGUAAGUGCCCGACGAGGAGGCCUCACCCCAACCCAUUGUGUCAAGCUGGCUGGGGCCACCCACUACCCCCUGGACCGGUGCUGCUAUGGGAAAUUCCUGCUGACAUCCCACAGGUUGGACCCCUGGAAGAUGCAGGAGGCCUGGAAGCUAGUGGGAGGCUCUGAGGGAGAAAAGACUGCACCCUUCUGCUCCUGGCUCCAGGGAGUCUUGGGCAUCCUGCGGUGUCGGGUAAUAGCCUGGCUUCACAGCUGACAGUGUCUGGGGCCACAGCAGAGUGAGGAGCUCAGGGUCUAGCCAGCACCCCUUACAGCCGUCUCUCGCCCAGGCCCACGGCAGGGGCCCUAGCUGGCUACAGAUGGCCACUUUCUGCUAUCAGAUGCUCAGUCUAUCACUGAAGAUAGAGAAAUCGAGGGGCCUGGCCUGCCAGCCCCAAAGAUGGUCACCAGGAAGAGCAAAACAAUGCUGGGGUUGUUCUCUCCAGCCAUAGGAGAGGGGCACAAGCUCCUCAAUAAACUUGUCUCUCUACCUCUUCGAGUACAGCGUGGUCGUCACCAGGAGUCCAAGAACACAUACCCGGGGAGCCUGGAGACUGCCAGACCAUGCUGGAUGGGAAGGACCUCUCCAGGGACAUGGGAAAGAGAGGAGGAAGGGCCCUAAAGAACAAGGCUAAGGCUAUAGUGACGAGAUAUGAGGUGGGGGUAGAAGCAGGACACCGUGACCCCUCAGAUCCUAGAGUAGUCCCAUGCUGGGCAAAGGGAGGGGAACAGGUCCUGAGAAUGAUCUAGACACAUUAUCCAAAAAAACCCCACCUUCUUCUUUAAUCCCAACCCAGCCCAGGAGCCAGCUGUCCCUACCCAGCUGGGGAAGGGGCAUACUGCCCCCUCCUUAUUCUAAGGAAUAGGGUCAUUUCCCCACGGGCAGUCGUGGGGGAAAGUGUUGCUCUCAGGCCAUCCUUGGGCACGGCUCAGCGCAGAAAUCUGUCCAGGGCAGAUGGUCGGGCCCUCGUGGGCUUGGCCUUCUUCUCUUGCUUCUGCGGCUGCUGCUCAAGGCUCUGUCGGACUUUAUCCUGGGUGGUGAGAGGGCGGCAAGGUGAGAAGUGGCAGGCUGGCAAGGGCAGAGGCCCACGGGACGCCUGGUCCACCCCCCCAGUGAUCAUUUACCCGGUGCUCCUCAUCCAUGACCUUCCUCUUCCUCUUCACCAGGCUUGCUGUAGAACUGCGGCCCUUCUGCUUUGGCUUUGGCUGGAAAGGAGCCUUGGCCUCGGGGUCAUAGCCCUAAGAGAGGAGACAAGGGUAAAAUCCAUAAGAGCCUCAGAGACUAGGAACCGUGGCAGUACCAUGUGCUGUGUCGUACUUCUGGGGACAUGGCACAGGAGAGGCUGUGAAGGGGGGAAGGGCCUGGGCACUUGGGCCUGAUUCAUACCAGCCUCUCUAUCCGCUCCUUCUUUUCUUGCUCCAAAGAGAUGACAUCAACCUCUGCCAGGGCUCGUGGGUCCAGACAAAUGAGCUCUGCAGGUACCUGGAGGUGUCACGGAGGGACAGGAAUGGAUGAGGAAACUGAAGCUCAGAGGAAGAUAAUCAAGUAAGAGUGAAUGGCUUUCUUUGAAACCAUUUGAAAAUAAAGUGAUGGAGUUCACAUUUCAUGUACGAGAUUCCUGAGCAGCAGUGUAAAAGAAGGAAAGCAGAUUAGUCUGCCAGCAGCACCCAGGACUUGCCAGCAGGAGGAACAAUCAGAGGCUGGAAAGUGUCUGUGAAUAUCACAUGUGUUCAAUAGGAGGCAGCAAGAAUGGACAGAAAUGGACCUCAGAGAGGCCCUUGAGGGGAAAGCAGCCAGGACCUCACAGGGGAGCAUGGGCAGUAACGAAAGGAUGCCACCAAAACAGGCGGUAGAGCCUGGGCACCCAGAAAGCACCCAGUCAACAGCAAUUUGGUUCCUGCCCUUACUGAUGGCUGAAGAUCACAUGGCAAUGGAGCUAGCUGGAGGUGUCCAGUCAAAUUCUGGGUGACUGGAAAGUGUGGCAGAAAAGGAGCAAGCCUGGAGGAACUCUGGGGAGUGGGGUGACCUAUCCCGCGAUGGACACAUUAAAUCUGGGGCAACAGAAGACAACUUAGUAGGAACUAAGCGUGUCUCCUGGCUAAUCGUUUCCGUCAACCACAGUCCCGUUUCUGAACAUAAAGUAGAAUACUGCCCCAUGACAGGCUCAACAGCCCAUUCACCCUUGUACCCCCAGAACCUCAGCACAGAGCCUAGUCCACAGCAGGUGCCCAGUGAGUGCCUGACAAUGAAAGGAAUUAAGAGGAACAUCCACUGAUCCCAUUAGAGGGAACUCAUGCAGAAAACAGUACACCAGGUCCGCACAUAUGUACGCAUCAGACAGCACAGCUGGGCAGCUGCAAACUCUCAGGAGAGGCAGCAAUUUGAAGCAGGCCCCCUACUCCUACCCCUCACAUCACCAGCCAGAACUCAAGAGAACGAUCAUCUUCAAGGAUGCCAGUGGUGAAAGCCAGUGCUCCGUACUCCCUGGGCACCACGCUAAACCCUACAGGCUUUAACUCGUGUUGACACGGGCCGCCUGUGACAGCCUAUGAACUAAGCCCAGGGCUUGGCAAACUACAGCCCAUGCACCAAACAAAUCCAGCCCACCACCUGCUUCUGUACAGCCCUGGAGCUCCAAAUGGUUUUUACAUUUUUAAGUAGUAGGAAAAAAUAAAAAAUCUUUUGAAACAGGUACAGGAGAUUCAAAUUUCAGUGUCUGCAAAGUAAGUUUUACUGGAGCACAACCACAUGCUUUCAUUGGCUUCUUCUGGGGCUGCUUCUGCACCACAAGAGCACAGGAGAGAGGUCAACACCAACACCACAUAUGGCAUCUCAUCUCUGCACCACUGUGGGCACACCACAACUCACAAGGACACCAUUAUAACUGGACAACAUUUCAAGCGCCACCUAUCUCACGAUCUGUGUGAAAGAGGUUUUCAAAGA
Molecule: messenger RNA, 4181 nt
Organism: Herpailurus yagouaroundi (jaguarundi)
Lineage: Eukaryota; Metazoa; Chordata; Mammalia; Carnivora; Felidae
Gene: B3GALT4
Product: beta-1,3-galactosyltransferase 4
Exons: 4
Coding region: 303-1454 (383 amino acids)
Biological process (GO): protein O-linked glycosylation
Cellular component (GO): Golgi membrane
Molecular function (GO): hexosyltransferase activity
Source: RefSeq, a predicted model, not a curated record